Molecule: messenger RNA, 1952 nt
Organism: Diorhabda sublineata
Lineage: Eukaryota; Metazoa; Arthropoda; Insecta; Coleoptera; Chrysomelidae
Product: protein IMPACT homolog
Exons: 5
Coding region: 1125-1898 (257 amino acids)
Biological process (GO): regulation of translational initiation
Cellular component (GO): cytoplasm
Molecular function (GO): protein binding
Source: RefSeq, a predicted model, not a curated record
ACGUGAGAGUUUUUUUAAAUUAACAGAAGUAAUCGUAAAAAGAGAUAUACAUGAAUAACUGAGUGUAGUAAAAGUUAACUUUGUGAAAUGUGUAUAAGUACCUACUGUGUUGUAGGUACACUUGUAAUUUUUGGAUUAAACGUAUAUUUAUUGUUAAAAUCAGUUCUUUUAAGAUUUUUUAGUAAAUUUUACAAGAUAAAUACGAAUAAAAUAAAUCAUCAACUUGUAAACUUUUGACAUUUUAUAAUACUUAAAAUGCCGUAAGACAGGAAGAUUACAAUGCUUAUGUUACUAUAUAGUGUUUAUAAUUUUGUACAAUUUGUGAAUCUCUGAAGAAUUUUCAAAAUUGCAUCAAUCAAGUGUGUCAUUAUACUUCACGGUAUAUUAACUACCAGCAAUAAAUCAUUAUAACUAUUCUAUUUUUUUUUUUAUUUGUUUGUUGAUAAAUUGUUGCUGGAAACGACCAGGUACUACUUAGUUUUAAAUAACUUUGGGUUCCAACUAGAACUUUUCAAAAGUUCAUCUGUUGUUUCGGUUAUAGUAUCUAUAUGUGUUUAAAUUUUAUUUCUGACGUCUGUUAUGGAUACUUUUAUUUGUGUGUUGAUGAUGGUAAUAUAUUUAUCAAAACAUCGAUUUAAUUUAGUAGAGUAAAUUUUACUAUUAGUAAAUUCCGAGUCUUGUAAAAAAUCAACUUUCUAGCCAGUAAGGCUAAUAUUGAUUUUGGAUAUUAUAACUUAUUCAACCAGUGUAUCAAUAUUUUGAUCUGAUCAAAAGAAUUCAAUAAUUUAAAAAGUUGAAAUUCUUUUUUAUUAACCAAUUCGUUAAACGCCGUUCUUUGGAAUAUUAGUCAUAACUAUUAUUUUGAUUUGGCUCAUAUGAAUCUUGCUAAGGUAUUAGUCACGUGACUGAAGACCUCUACGACUUUUACUUUUUUAUAUUUAAAAGAAAAAAGAAAGUGAAGUUUGGAUGUAUAUAAUCUUUGGGUUGGAACGUACACUUUUGAGCUCAAACAUGUUCAUUAACAUGUCAUAGGUUGAUAUAAGUCAACACAAUAUUUCCCUGAAAAUGUACAUUUUAUUUACUGGUAUAUUUAACUAGUUCUUCGUACGAUAAUUUCUAUUGAAAUGGACAACAUAUCUCAACAAUCUGAUGAAAUAGAAGCCCUUAAGUCUAUAUAUGGGGAAGAGUGGAGGUCUGAAACCGUUCCUGGUACAUAUAGUAUAGAUAUUAGCAAAGAUGUAAGACUUUAUAUUACUCUAGUUCCCGAAUAUCCAUCAAGUUCUUUGCCAAAAUAUGAAUUGUUAGCACCUAAUUUAACGUUUAAUCAGAAGAAAUGUAUUCAACAAAAAUUUCAUAAUUUAUAUGAAUCUGAAGGUGGUGGUCCACUAAUUUAUCAAAUGAUAAUGAUUACUGAGGAUGUAGUGAAGAAAUCGGAUUCAAAAAAUAUUCCAUCUUCUACAACUAAACCAUGUGUAGAAGAGGGUUUAGUUAUUAACAAUUCGAAAAAUUAUUCUCAUUUAAAAGUAACUCACGGACCAACUGUUAUUGAUAGAAAAAGUGUAUUUCAAGGACAUGUUUGUGAAGUUAAAUGUAAAGAAGAUGUUAGUGGAUUCAUGGAAUUACUUUUGGAGAAUAGAAAAAUAGCUCAAGCUACUCACAACAUUUCCGCAUACAGGAUUUUGCAGUCUAAUAAUGUAGUAAUGCAGGAUUGCGAUGAUGAUGGAGAAAAUAAAGCAUCUUCAAGGCUCUUGGACCUUCUACAAACUCUAAAAUUAAAUAAUGUUAUGGUCGUAGUUUCAAGAUGGUAUGGGGGUAUUCAAUUGGGACCGGAUAGAUUUCGACACAUUAACAAUGCCGCAAGACAAGCCCUUGUAGAAGCAGGAUUUGUAAAGACUUGACUUUUUGUAUACCAUUAAAUGUAUAUAAUUAAAUAAAAAAAAUGGUUUUCGAUA